This is a messenger RNA of Sabethes cyaneus, 4308 nucleotides long. RefSeq lists its product as uncharacterized. The coding region runs from base 1000 to 2562 and encodes 520 amino acids. Gene Ontology annotation, cellular component: protein phosphatase type 1 complex. Gene Ontology annotation, biological process: regulation of glycogen biosynthetic process. Gene Ontology annotation, molecular function: glycogen binding; protein phosphatase 1 binding. The record is from RefSeq and is a predicted model, not a curated record. NCBI's taxonomy places the organism in Eukaryota, Metazoa, Arthropoda, Insecta, Diptera, Culicidae. The transcript is spliced from 5 exons.
CAGUUCACAAUCCAAUAGUUAGAGUUAAAAUAUUAGCAACUAAAGUUAACAGUUUAAUUAUUUUUUCUAAAAAAAAAUACUUAUUUUAACAACUAGUAAAAAGCUGAAAAUUCUAACCAGUUUGAGCGAGAUUCAGUUCAACCGUAUCUGAGAGUCUGCGUGUAUUUGUCUGUAUCUCCAAAAUUGCGAGAGAGCGCCCAUCUGGAGAAGAGUGACACCUUAAUUUGGGAGUGAAUUAAAAAUAUCGACGGACUGACUGCAAACAAUUUGCAAUUUCGCCGGUACGUACCUACUCGAGACGGUAGAAUCGGAGAGACGUCCAUUAUUGUGUUGAUGGAAUCUGUCGCGACCAGUGGAGGGCAGCAGCAUGUGUGAUAAAAAUGAUAAGCAAGUGUAGCUCGAAGCGACGAUUGGUGUAAAAUUUAGUAACUUUCCGUGUUUUUGAGUGUCUUAGCAUGUUUGGGCGAAAGUUCCUAUCGUUUUAUUUGUGCAAAAUAUUAUGCAGUUGAACCGCAACACCGGUGUGGGAGCUUAACUGGGCCGCAGUGGCGAUGGACAGUUUUCUUUUGUUAGAGAGAGGUUUUGUAGCAACUAGUCAACGCCGGACAAUAGCCGGAACUUUUCGGACAGUCUCGCCCAGCUGGAUGUGAUACACAUAGCUCCGGCCGGCUUGUUGUCGUAGAAAGUCAGGAGCCCUUAAUUGCGCAUUGCCAAAUGAAAGAACUGCCGUCGGGACUGGGUGCAUUUUUUUACGUUCGUGAUUGUGAUUGGCAAAAGUAUACGUAGUCAGUUAGGUUGAAUCCUCUUGGGACAAACAUAAGAACUGAGUGCAUUUUUGCCCUAGCAUUUGUGAAAUAGAACAGUAAGCAGCAAACCGUAGCAGCAGCUGAUUGCCCUGUAGCCGAUCGUUUGUUUUUGCUGUAUUUUGACGAACACAAUCCUUGGGAAUCGAGUGAACACUUUACCCACCAACCCGUCAAACCACGUACCGCUUCGUGAAUGCCAGCCUUCGCCGAGAUGCUGGUAUCGCAAAGUCCGCCGAUCUACAGUCACUCGCUAGCCGACUACAUUGCGAGCCAGACGGACUGCGGGUCACCGUUCGGCCGUUACAGUUCCCCCGUCACAACCCGCAGCUACUGCCGACCAGCAUCACUGCAGCUAACGCCACCGCCGCUGCGCCGCCAACCGACGCCGUUCAGUCCGCUCUGUGUCAAAAUGCCGGCCUCGCCGAAACGGUCCUGUCUGGUAGUCCGAGUGGAAGACCUUACCCCGGAGGAAGAACGCACAAUCGACCUGCACAGCCCAACGGAUGUCCACGAUAAAAUGCGCAACAAGAAGAAGGUAGUUUUCGCCGAUGACCAGGGCGGUCAGCUGACGCAGGUGCGCGUAAUGAAGGAACCCUCGUACAUGCCACCGGUUUGGAGUUUGCAAUUUCUAGCGCACGUCACCCAGGGCAUGAUCAGUCCGGUACCGCAGGAACAGUGGGUCGUCGAUUUCCGACAGCCGGCCAGUGCCUAUCUGGAGUUUCGCCAAAAAGUUGAGGAACACAACGUGUCGCUCGAAAACGUAAUCAUCAAGGAAACGGAACAUCUGAUCGUCGGCACGGUGAAGGUGAAAAACGUCAGCUACAACAAGGAAGUCAUCGUGCGGUCCUCCUGCGACGGGUGGAAAACGCACGAGGACACCUACUGCACGUAUACCGUGGUUGGUACUGGAGUCGCAUCCGCCUACAUGGUACACGAUACGUUCUCCUUCAAAAUUACUCUUCCUCCUAAGUCCAGGCGGAUUGAGUUCUGCGUCUGUUAUCGAUGUGACAUCGGCGAAUUCUGGGACAAUAACAAUGGUCACAACUACUCACUGACCAACCGGGUAAUGCCACGCCAGGAGUCGAGCAUCUUCUUCCCGUCUCACAACGCCUUCAGGGAUAAAGCGAACAAUAGCAUCAACAUCAACAGUACCUCUCACACCAACAGUACAAACAGCACUAACGGUUUCUGUUCCGACAGCACUAGCCUAAACUCGAACACGUGUGUGGAUCAGACGCUCGAGCUGGACACGUGGCGCCAUAUGAACGCAGAGAACCAUAAUGGACCAUAUUGUUUACCUAGCAUCCUGAAGAAGACCCAACACUCGGAGCCAGCUCCGACUCCCGCGCCGGUACAGCAGCCUCCUGAUAAGCUGAUCGCCGCUCACAAGAAGACCCCGGUUGAGAUAUCCUCUGCUGAUCCUUCACAGUGUGACAUGGUGGACGGUUCUUCGAAGCCGACUCCACCACUGUCGUCAGACCGUACUGAAACGUCGAUCGUGUCGCAAAAACGCACCAACCUAAACCUUAAAAUCAACGCUAUCAGUGGCAGCAUGCGUCGCCACAGUACUAUUCAUCUCAGCAGCACCUGCGGGGACGAAUUCACCCGUUCACUGCAGAUGCCACCGAGCCGGUGCAGCACGCCACGUGACACGGGCCGACAAUACUUCAUCCGGGAACGUUCUGAUGGUGACGACUUGCUAACCAAUCUGCUUAACCUGCGGGAAAUGAUGCUUAGUCAGAAUGUACAUGGUUGAAGCUGGACUUUUUGAGAAAUGUUUUUUUUGUUAAACUCAUUAAUUGUAUAUUGUGACUACCAAUAUUUUAAACACAUACAUACGCACACACAUUUGUGGGAAGCAAGCCGGAAUAUAAUAGCUUAUGCUGAACAGUUUGCUCGUACUAUUCUUCGUGUCCAUUGUAGGUUCAAGAAUGUUUAGUUUUUGAUCAACUUUUUAUAAGCAAUUUUAGAAUUACACCACAUUUAACGCUUUGUGUUGAAAUAAAUUGGCCUAACCUAUUUAUGUCAGGUGAAAAGAGCGACGAGGAACGCCUACUCUGCUACAGUAGUGAGCAAACGGGAGACGGAAGAUGUCUUGGAAAAAAAUUUGGGUUGUUGAGAAGUACUGCAUAUUGUACUGUCAAUGUUACUUGCAGGCCGAAAAGCGACGGCCGUUGAACAUGGCCUACUAGUAGUCAGUCAGCAGCAUGCGGGUCCUCGCUAGGAGCACCGGUUGUACUAUUUAUUAUUUAUUAUUUGUUUUUGAUCGUUUUUUAGCUCGGUUAGCGCCGUGUGAUAGACUCGUGCCGCGCGCACUAGUAUGCCAUGACAGGAAGGAAAUCAGUUUACCUAGCAAAGCGAAGAUGAACCACAGUUCUCUGUGGAUGAACUCUUCGAACGAAUAGUCAGCAAGAAAAGAAAUUUUCUGAAUGGAAAGGAAAGAAACUAGUAAAGUGUUUAGCAAGCAUACAGAAAAGAAUUGUACAUGAAUAAUAAUCAAAGAAAAAAAAUUAACUCACACACGUGCACACACAGAACAUCGAAACAAUACAAAACAAAUCACAAAACCCUAGUAACGAAUGAAAAAUGAUAGAAACCAAAAGACUGAUUGUGUCCACAAAUUAAAUUAAUUUGCAUGCAAAGGUGAGCGUUAGGUUGCAACUACAGCAGCGAAAAAGUCAGACGGAAUGGAACAGGAAACUAAACUAAACAAAAAUGUUUUGAACAUCAGGAAGUCUCCCUUAUUAUUUGUAUAUUUUUAAGGAAACAAACAAACAGAAAAACAACUACUAGCACUAAAUGUCGAGUGUGAGCAAUCUUUUAGUUCUUUUAUAAAGUACCUUUAAUUUGUUGUUAGUUUUCGCUACGAGUUUGCUCAGUGAAGAUUUAUAUGCUAGUAAAAGCUUCAAAGAGACAUUGUAUGUUGACUGAUAAAAUACCACUGAGAUUGGCAAACAAUUUGUAAACGCAUGUCGAAAAUGGUGAUCAAAUCGUGAUCGUGAUAAUACUACAUUAGAACAACCAGGGACCGAACGGGCAGAACAACCGAUAGAUAUCGGUAGCACUAUAACUAACUAUGAAGCCUAUGAUCGUGAAUAAGACGUGUUAAAAUACUAAGAUUAAGUGACGUCUCGAUCAGGUUGAUGUAAUAAUGAAUGGAUUUUAAUUCCACACCGCCAUAGAAUUGCUGAACUUUUGCGCACCCCCUAAGUGCCAUGCGUUUAGCUGAAGACUUGAGCUCGGUUGUAUAUAGUAGAGUUAAGUUUGAUAUCUCUUGGAUAGUUAUAUGUAAUAAUCAAUGAUCUGCCGGCGAUCUUUUUUGGAAGCGCAACAAGAACCGCAUCCAGUCCACUCUGUUGUGCAUUGUACAGACCUACCGCACACAACAUACGGUCCUGGUGGUUCGAGCGGAGUGAGCAACUUGUUUUAUUUUUUACAGUUAGAAAUAAUGCUAACAAGUGUUUAUUAUCUAGUGGUUAGUUCAUAUAGCUUUUAUUAAAAA